Messenger RNA from Penicillium salamii, 1386 nucleotides. Lineage: Eukaryota; Fungi; Ascomycota; Eurotiomycetes; Eurotiales; Aspergillaceae. The record is from the annotation of a GenBank genome assembly.
AUGAAGCUCCAAAUUCUCACGGCUCUGAUUCCGGCUCUAUUACCUUCGGUGAAUGCCGCACCUGCUCCUAGGCACACAGGAAACCCAGGGCUCCGAGGUAGCGACGCGCUCCUCGGAUAUUCGUCAUCAAACAAGGGGGGUGGCGACUCUCCACCAGAUAUUAAGUAUACAUUGCUCCCGGGGCAGAAUGAGGAUCCCAAAAUUGGGUCGUAUCUCGAUUUCGAAAAAGCCGACAAUCCCCAGCCGAUCCGUGGUUCCUUGGGUUCCGAUGACCCCGGCCCGAGAAAUUAUAACUAUGAUAGGAUCAAUAGUGAUAAGCUUGCACCACCAGGAACUGAUCAUGGGCAGACAAUUAAUGCACAAUGGCCGAUGGGAUUGAGUCAUAACAGACUUGGACAGGACGGAGCUGGCUGGGCUCGCCAAGAAAACAUAAACGUGAUGCCGGAUGCGACGCUGAUGGCGGGAGUGGAUAUGCGCCUGGAGCCCGCCGGGUAUCGCGAGCUUCAUUGGCAUGUUGCGUCCGAGUGGUCUCUUGUGCUCAAUGGGUCUUGUAGGAUCCAGGCUGUUGAUGAGAAUGGAGAGACAUUCAUCGAUGACGUGACUGCCGGGGAUGUGUGGUUUUUCCCACCGGGUGUUCCUCAUUCAAUUCAAGCUCUUGAUGAUGGAGUUGAGUUCCUGCUGGUCUUCGAUGAUGGCGGCUUUAGCGAGGACAACACGUUCCUGGCCAGUGAAGUGUUCCUUCACACUCCGAAAGAGGUCCUGUCUAAAAACUUCGGUCUGGAUGUAUCAGCCUUUGACAAGAUCCCGGAAGACGAACUGUACAUCUUCAAGGGCACCCCAGCACCCGCGGACAUUGAGAAGCAAAAUGUAACAACCUCAUCUGGAUUUAUUCCGCGAGCCAAAAGUUACUCCUACCACUUUUCCGAGCAACCAGCCCACGAAGUUGCAGGUGGUUCGGUCAAAAUUGUCGACCCAGUGACUUUCCCCAUCGCCGCCAACUUCUCUGCUGCUGUCGUGACCGUCUGUCCAGGCGGCAUGCGUGAGAUCCAUUGGCAUCCCACUAGUGAUGAGUGGACAUUCUUCAUUUCGGGCCAGGGUCGCGCGACCCUGUUUACUGCACCAAAUGCCGCCACUACCUUCGAUUACCGCGGGGGUGAUGUGGGCUACUUCCCGAAGUCAAACAGUCACUAUAUUGAGAACACUGGCGAUGAAGACUUGGUUUUUGUCGAAGUUCUUCAAGCCCCAUUAUUCACAGAUAUGGCUCUUGGUCAAUGGAUCGGGUCCACUCCCAAGCAAAUCAUUGCAGACACGUUAAACCUGAGUGAAGAAACUCUCAGUAAAUUGAGUUCAGAAAAGCAAUAUGUGGUUGCUGGUAAGGAUACUUGA